AUGAUUGUGCUAUUCCUCUUUGCCUUGCUCUGGAUGGUGGAGGGGGUCCUUUGCCAGCUCCAUUACACCGUGCAGGAAGAGCAGGAGCAUGGCACGUUCGUGGGGAAUAUCGCCGAGGACCUGGGCUUGGACAUUACAAAACUUUCGGCUCGCCGCUUCCAGACAGUGCCCAACUCCCGCAGCCCUUACCUGGAGCUCAACCUGGAGACUGGGGUGCUGUACGUGAACGAGAAGAUCGACCGUGAGCAGAUCUGCAAACAGAGCCCCUCCUGCCUGCUGCACCUGGAGGUCUUCCUGGAGAACCCCCUGGAGCUGUUCCGGGUGGAGAUCGAGGUGCUGGAUAUCAACGACAACCCGCCCUCCUUCCCGGAGCCCGACCUGACGGUGGAGAUCUCGGAGAGCGCCACGCCGGGCACCCGCUUCCCCCUGGAGAGCGCCUUCGACCCCGACGUGGGCACCAACUCGCUGCGCACCUACGAGAUCACCCCCAACAGCUACUUCUCCCUCGACGUGCAGACGCAGGGCGACGGCAACCGCUUCGCCGAGCUGGUGCUCGACAAGCCGCUGGACCGGGAGCAGCAGGCGGUGCACCGCUACGUGCUGACCGCGGUGGACGGCGGGCAGCCCCAGCAGCGCACCGGCACCGCCCUGCUCACCAUCAGGGUGCUGGACUCCAACGACAACGUCCCCGCCUUCGAGCAGCCCGUCUACACCGUGUCGCUGCCGGAGAACUCGCCGCCCGGCACCCUGGUGCUGCAGCUCAACGCCACCGACCCCGAUGAGGGCCAAAACGGCGAGGUCAUCUACUCCUUCAGCAGCCAUAUCUCGGCCCGCGCCCGGGAGCUCUUCGGCAUCGCGCCGCGCACGGGGCGGCUGGAGGUGAGCGGCGAGCUGGAUUACGAGGAGAGCAGCGUGUACCAGGUGUACGUGCAAGCCAAGGACCUGGGGCCCAACGCCGUGCCGGCGCACUGCAAGGUGCUGGUGCGGGUGCUGGACGCCAACGACAACGCGCCCGAGAUCAGCUUCUCCACCGUGAAGGAGGCAGUGAGCGAGGCGGCGGCGCCGGGCACCGUGGUGGCCCUCUUCAGCGUCUCGGACCGCGACUCGGAGGAGAACGGGCAGGUGCAGUGCGAGCUGCUGCAGGGCGACGCGCCCUUCCGCCUCAAGAGCUCCUUCAAGAACUACUACACCAUCGUCACCGAGGGUCCGCUGGACCGCGAGCAGCCCGGCGGCGACGCCUACACCCUCACCGUGGUGGCGCGGGACCGCGGCGAGCCGCCGCUCAGCACCAGCAAGUCCAUCCAGGUGCGGGUGAGCGACGUGAACGACAACGCGCCGCGCUUCAGCCAGCCCGUCUACCAGGUGUACGUGAGCGAGAACAACGUGCCCGGCGCCUACAUCUACGCCGUCAGCGCCACCGACCGCGACCAGGGCGCCAACGCCCAGCUCGCCUACUCCAUCCUGGAGAGCCAGAUCCAGGGCAUGUCCGUCUUCACCUACGUCUCCAUCAACUCCGAGAACGGCUUCCUCUACGCCCUCCGCUCCUUCGACUACGAGCAGCUCAAGGAGUUCAGCUUCCAGGUGGAGGCCCGCGACGCCGGCGAGGAGCCGCAGCCGCUGGCCGGCAACGCCACCGUCAACAUCGUCGUGGUGGACCAAAACGACAACGCGCCGGCCAUCGUGAGCCCGCUGCCCGGCCGCAACGGCACGCCGGCGCGGGAGGCGCUGCCGCGGGGCGCCGAGCCGGGCUACCUGGUGAGCCGCGUGGCGGCGGUGGACGCCGACGACGGCGAGAACGCCCGCCUCACCUACAGCAUCGCCCGCGGCAACGAGGCCAGCCUCUUCCGCAUGGACUGGCGCACCGGCGAGCUGCGCACGGCGCGCAGGGUGCCGGCCAAGCGCGACCCGCAGCGCCCCUACGAGCUGGUCAUCGAGGUGCGCGACCACGGGCAGCCGCCGCUCUCCUCCACCGCCGCCAUCCAGGUGGUGCUGGUGGACGGCGCGGCCGAGCGGCCCGGCGGCGGCGGCGGCGGCCCGGGCGCGGGGGCGGGCGCGGGGGGCGGGGGCGGCGGCGGCGAACAUCGCCCCAGCCGCGCCGGGGGGGAGACCUCGCUCGACCUCACCCUCAUCCUCAUCAUCGCUCUGGGCUCUGUGUCCUUCAUCUUCCUGCUGGCCAUGAUCGUGCUCGCCGUGCGCUGCCAGAAGGAGAAGAAGCUCAACAUCUACACCUGCCUGGCCAGUGACUGCUGCCUGGGCUGCUGCUGCUGCUGCCCCUGCUGCAGCCGCCAGGCGCGGGCCCGCAAGAAGAAGCUCAGCAAGUCGGACAUCAUGCUGGUGCAGAGCUCCAACGUGCCCAGCAACCCGGCCCAAGUGCCCGUGGAGGAGUCGGGCAGCUUCGGCUCCCACCACCACAACCAGAACUACUGCUACCAGGUCUGCCUCACGCCCGAGUCCGCCAAGACCGACCUGAUGUUCCUCAAGCCCUGCAGCCCCUCCCGCAGCACCGACACCGAGCACAACCCCUGCGGGGCCAUCGUGACCGGCUACGCCGACCAGCAGCCCGACAUCAUCUCCAACGGCAGCAUUUUGUCCAGCGAGACAAAACAUCAGCGUGCUGAGCUCAGUUAUCUAGUUGAUAGACCCCGACGGGUAAACAGUUCUGCAUUCCAGGAAGCAGACAUAGUAAGCUCUAAGGACAGUGGUCAUGGAGACAGUGAGCAAGGAGACAGUGAUCAUGAUGCCACUAAUCGAGGUCAAUCCUCUGGCAUGGAUCUCUUCUCCAACUGCACGGAGGAAUGUAAAGCACUGGGCCACUCAGAUCGGUGCUGGAUGCCUUCCUUUGUUCCAUCUGAUGGACGCCAAGCUGCAGAUUACCGCAGCAAUCUGCACGUACCUGGCAUGGACUCUGUUCCAGACACUGAAGUGUUUGAAACACCAGAAGCCCAGCCUGGGGCAGAAAGGUCCUUCUCCACCUUUGGCAAAGAGAAGGCCCUUCACAACACUCUGGAGAGGAAGGAGUUGGAUGGACUGCUGUCUAAUACACGAGCGCCUUACAAACCACCAUAUUUGACACGGAAAAGGAUAUGCUAGUCACUUCUACAGGACUUACC
This is a messenger RNA of Rhea pennata, 3110 nucleotides long. It is a transcript of the gene PCDH10, whose product is annotated as protocadherin 10. The record is from RefSeq and is a predicted model, not a curated record. NCBI's taxonomy places the organism in Eukaryota, Metazoa, Chordata, Aves, Rheiformes, Rheidae. The transcript is spliced from 5 exons. Bases 1 to 3090 code for a protein of 1029 amino acids. Gene Ontology annotation, cellular component: plasma membrane. Gene Ontology annotation, biological process: homophilic cell-cell adhesion. Gene Ontology annotation, molecular function: calcium ion binding.